Debaryomyces fabryi is the source of this 1425-nucleotide messenger RNA. RefSeq lists its product as uncharacterized. The record is from RefSeq and is a predicted model, not a curated record. NCBI's taxonomy places the organism in Eukaryota, Fungi, Ascomycota, Pichiomycetes, Serinales, Debaryomycetaceae. The coding region runs from base 1 to 1425 and encodes 474 amino acids. Gene Ontology annotation, cellular component: membrane. Gene Ontology annotation, molecular function: transmembrane transporter activity. Gene Ontology annotation, biological process: transmembrane transport. The transcript has a single exon.
AUGAAUGAAGAAAAGGAAAACUCUAUAUAUAAUGUCAAUGAGGUUGGGCCAAAUGACACACCCAGCAAUGAAGUCACUGCUGAAGAAAAGAGGUUCAUCCGAAAAAUGGAUUUCCUAUUAAUACCAAUGUUUGGUUCAAUGUAUUUUUUUUCAUAUUUGGAUAGAUCAAAUAUAGGGAAUGCUAAACUUGCGGGUAUGAUGGAAGAUAUAAAUUUGACAGAUAGUCAGUUUUCAACUGCCAGUUCAGUUUUGUAUGCAACUUAUAUUACUGUACAAAUUCCGGGAGUCUUGUUAUUUAGGAUGUUCAAAGCUAAUCACUAUUUGGCUGGUAUGAUGUCAGCUUGGGCACUAGUUACUAUAUUUAGUGUUUUUGUUAACAGUUAUGGCUCCUUAAUUGCAACUCGAGUCUUAAUUGGCGUUUUUGAAGGGUCUUUUUAUUCAUGUUUGUCAGUCUAUAUAUCAAACACGUAUCAACCAAAUGAAAUGGGUAGAAGAUUUGCAUACCUUUUCAUUUUUUCUGCAUUUUCAUCUGCAUUUGGUGGGUUAAUUGCAACUGGAAUAACUGAAAUUAAGACAGGUCCCCUUCCUAGAUGGAAAUAUCUUUACUUAAUUGAAGGAUUAUUAACUAUGGUUGCAGUAUGUUUCGUUUUCUUUUUUUUGCCAAGCGAACCACGAUAUCUUGCAAAGAAUAAGGAACAACGUGAAAUUUGGGAUAUAAGAGAAAAAAGAAGAGCAUUAUUUUUAGGGUCUGGUGAUUUUGAUAAGAGCCAAGUGAAAGAAGCCUUUAAGGAUUCUAAGCUUUAUUUUUCAAUUAUUAUUCAAUUCUGUCAGGACAUUUGCAUGUAUGGAUUUACUACGUUCUUACCUUCAAUAUUAUAUGGAAUUGGUUUUAACGAUUUAGAAGCUCAAUACUUGACAAUUCCAGUUUAUAUUUUAGCUGGGGGAAUUUUCCUAACGGUAGCAACCUUGUCUGAUCGGUGGAAAAUUCGUGGACCAAUAAUAAUAUUCAUGAAUCUAAUAAGUAUAUCUGGAUAUAUUAUCUUGUUAGCGGUGCAUAACAAUUCUGUUAAAUAUUUUGCCUGCUAUCUCAUUACAUUUGCGUUAUACCUGAAUGUAGGUCUUAAUGAAACAUGGCUAGCUGGAAAUUCUGCUCCUAUUGAUAAGAGGUCUACAUCUAUUGCAGCUAAUCAAACGUUUGGUAAUGUUGCUGGCAUCAUUGCCCCAUUAGUUUACAGGUCCUCCCCAUAUAUUUUGGGCCAUACAUUUACUAUUGCUUGCUUGGUGGUUUCUUGUAUAACAGCUGGAAUUCAAUCAUACAUAUUCUACAGAAUAAAUCGAGACAGGCUGUUGCUUAUAAUCGACGAAGAAGAAAAAGAAGAACAUUGUAUUGGAGAUAAAUCUAUUCAUUUCCAGUAUAUGAUCUAG